Molecule: messenger RNA, 351 nt
Organism: Fusarium pseudograminearum CS3096
Lineage: Eukaryota; Fungi; Ascomycota; Sordariomycetes; Hypocreales; Nectriaceae
Exons: 1
Coding region: 1-351 (116 amino acids)
Source: RefSeq, a predicted model, not a curated record
AUGCGACCAGGCGGCUGGGUCGAAAGUCUCGAAAUCGAUAUCGAAACACGAAGCGAGAACCCCGAAGUACAAAACGACAAGAAUCAUGUUUUCCGGAAGUGGUAUCAGCUCUUCUUCGAAUGCGGUCGCAUGACUGGUCGAACCUUCGAGAUUUCCAGGGAUGGGCGCCAGGAACAAUACAUGCGAGAAGCAGGCUUUACAGAUCUGGUGUCCAAGUCGUGGAAGGUGCUUAUUGGAGGCUGGCCGCAGGAUAAGAAGCUGAAGCAAGUUGGUUUCUACAAUGGUGCUUUCAUUGACCAGUCUAUUGAUGGCUUUGCUAUCUUUCCGAUUGGCGAGAUAUUGGGCUGGUAG